This is a messenger RNA of Xenopus tropicalis (tropical clawed frog), 7984 nucleotides long. RefSeq names its product solute carrier family 6 member 8 (gene slc6a8). Gene Ontology annotation, cellular component: membrane. The coding region runs from base 704 to 2638 and encodes 644 amino acids. Gene Ontology annotation, biological process: gamma-aminobutyric acid transport. NCBI's taxonomy places the organism in Eukaryota, Metazoa, Chordata, Amphibia, Anura, Pipidae. The record is from RefSeq and is a predicted model, not a curated record. The transcript has 13 exons.
CCGAGGCAGAAGAGGCGUGGAACAGAGAGGGAGAAGGAGGCAUUUACACUCACUCAUACACAGAUGGACUUUAAGGUGUAGAGCUCAGGAGAGAGCAAAUGCCAGGAGAGGAAGAGAUAGGUGCAAGAGUAAUUUGGGGGGGGUGGAAGCAUUGAAGGAGGGGAGAGAAGAGGGGUGGGAAGCUUUGUGACUUCAUCCUGGUCCCUGCUUUAAAGCUUCUGGAGCUAGCGCAGGACUUGCAGAGACAGGACACAGCGCAUCAGAGCCUGGCACGCUUGGAGUUUCUACCCACUUCUCAGGGGGCAUUGGCACCACAGUGUUCCCCUACCAUUCCGUCCAUCUCCUUUGUCACCAGCAGUAACCCAUGAGAUUCUUCCGGCUCACCUUUAAGUGCUUUGUGGACGGUUUCUGACUUUCUCCGGUCUUCAUUUUUUUGCUUUUCCAUUCUUUUCCUUUUGGGGAGUUUUAUCCCUCACUGAUCUGAACUUGCCAAACUGAUCACUAUUUCCUUUUAACCAUAGUAUUAUUAUUAUUUAUUAUUUAAGGGUUAUUUUGGACUGAAGGUGUUGAGGAAACUGGGACUACUUUGUCUUUAUUUUUGUAAAAAGAGCAAAAGUUUUUGUUUUAUUUUUUUAAAGAGGGAGAAAAGGGUUAGGGGGCACUGACUGGUUUUUAUUUGAAGAGAAUAAGAGAUUUAAAGAUCAUGGAAAAGAGGCGUUUGUCUUUGGACAAUGGUAACUAUAAAGUGGACAUAGAUGAGAAAAAGGGACAGCUGAUACCAAAUGGGACUGCUCAGGAGACAGAUUUGUGCCGGAAUGGAUCAGCCAAAGGAGAGAUAGUCUUCCCUCCAAACUGCAAGGAAGGCAUCCCAGAACGCGACACAUGGACCAGUCAGAUGGAUUUUAUCAUGUCCUGUGUGGGCUUCGCCGUGGGUCUGGGAAACGUGUGGCGGUUCCCCUACCUGUGCUACAAGAAUGGAGGAGGUGUCUUCCUCAUUCCAUACAUUCUGAUCGCUAUCCUGGGAGGUAUCCCCAUCUUCUUCCUGGAAAUCGCUCUAGGACAGUUCAUGAAAGCAGGCAGCAUUGCCGUGUGGAACAUAGCCCCGCUCUUCCAAGGCAUUGGCUUUGCCUCCGUGGUGAUCGUGUUUUUUUGUAACACCUAUUACAUCCUGAUUCUAACGUGGGGCGUCUAUUACCUUGUGAAGUCGUUCUCUGCCGUCCUGCCCUGGUCGCAUUGCAACAACACCUGGAAUUCUCCCGAUUGUGUGGAUAUCUUCAGGCAAGAAGACUGCACCAACGGCACGGCCAAUUCGACCUUUGGCAACCUGACCUGCAACGAACUGGCCGACAAGGUUUCGCCCAUUACUGAAUUUUGGGAGAAAAAAGUGCUGCGUUUGUCCAGUGGCCUGGACGACAUUGGUUCUAUCAACUGGGAGCUGCUUUUGUGUCUGAUUGGCUGUUGGCUGCUGGUCUACUUCUGUGUCUGGAAAGGAGUCAAGUCCACAGGAAAGAUCGUCUAUUUUACAGCCACUUUUCCAUAUGUGGUUCUGCUCAUUCUCCUUGUCCGUGGGGCCAUGUUACCGGGGGCUACCGAAGGUAUCAUUUACUAUCUGAAACCGGACUGGUCAAAGCUUGGGACCGCCCAGGUGUGGAUUGAUGCUGGGACGCAGAUUUUCUUUUCCUAUGCCAUUGGACUUGGUGCCCUGACUGCUCUGGGCAGCUACAAUCGUUUCAACAAUGACUGCUACAAGGAUGCUUUCAUACUCGCAGUUAUUAACAGUGGGACCAGCUUCUUUGCAGGAUUUGUGGUUUUCUCCAUCCUUGGCUUCAUGGCAAACGAACAAGGGGUGGAUAUUUCGAAAGUGGCAGAGUCAGGGCCAGGUUUGGCUUUCAUUGCAUAUCCACGAGCUGUGAGUUUGAUGCCCGUAGCACCACUUUGGUCAGCCCUGUUCUUCUUUAUGCUGCUGCUUCUGGGCUUGGAUAGCCAGUUUGUUGGUGUGGAGGGGUUGAUCACCGCCAUCUUGGAUCUGCUUCCAGCCCGUUAUUAUUUCCGCUUUCAGCGAGAGAUUGCUGUGGCCAUUUGCUGUGCUAUUAUGUUCCUCAUUGACCUGUCGAUGCUGACAGAGGGUGGAAUGUAUGUCUUCCAGCUCUUUGACUACUAUUCCGCUAGCGGGAUGACCCUCUUGUGGCAAACCUUCUGGCAGUGCGUGGUCGUUGCUUGGGUUUAUGGUGCUGACAGGUUUAUGGAUGAUAUUGCACGUAUGAUUGGCUACCGUCCAUUCCCCUGGAUGAAGUGGUGCUGGUCUUUUGUCACCCCAUUUGUCUGUAUGGCCAUAUUUCUGUUCAAUCUCAUCAACUAUAAGCCUCUAACGUACAACAACAGCUACACGUACCCCUGGUGGGGGGAAGCCAUUGGCUGGGGCUUUGCCCUGUCUUCCAUGCUGUGCGUUCCUGUUACCUUCUUGUAUAAGAUCACAUGUGCCAAGGGAUCAUUGAGAGAGCGUUGGCAGCAUCUGACAAAACCUAUAUGGGGAGCCCACCAUUUGGAGUACAUGGCACCAGAUCCUGAUGUUAAAAGCUUGACCACCUUGACCCCAGUGUCGGACAAUAGAGUGAUCAUCUUUGAGAGCGUCAUGUAAAGGGAGCCCCCCCCGCAAACGCACAAGCUAGCAGCAGCUCUCUAUAUUACUCAUAACGAAGACAAUGUUAAUCAUCCCCAAGACUUGUGCCACCAAAUUCCAUCUCAUCUUCUGGUUCAGCUGAAGCCUUCUUUGCUGUUGUAGGAGGUGGGAACCACAGUCCCAACCCCCGAUAUGUGAAUUAACAACCAAAAACUUGUGACUCUUUCCUUUUCGAUACUGAUGCAGUUUAGUUAAAGCAGAGAGCCAAUCGUUAUUAAUCUGUAUGGUUUUAUGGUAUGGUAUGGGAGGAUAGUCGCAUCUAAAUGAGGAGCCAUAAGCAAAAUCUGGCAUCACAACAAGGAGCAAUUUGGUGACAUUUUCUCCAGGCCCUGCAGGUUCCAAAUUAAAUUGCAGAAGAAUAGAAUCUAGAAGAGAUUGAUACAACGUCUAGUAUCAGCCUUUAAAGGGACAUGCUUCGAUAUGGCCUUAUGGAAAUAUUAGGAGGGAAAUUUUAAUUAUUGCCCUUUCUAAGUUUCUAAGAAUUAAUGUUGCAGUUUCAGUCUUGCUCAAGCUGCCAUUUAACCACUUCUAACAGUACCUGUCUUUGCACUUAUACUGCAGGAGUUAACUGCAUUCUGAGCAGAACGAUUAUAUCCAGGUUAAAGCCUAUUUCUUUCAUUUAUACCAUUGUAUUUUUUUCCCAUUCCCAUGGAUGAAAACCUACCAUAUAUUUUGUAUAUCCCAGGAAUUACUGCCUUAAUUUAAUCAUGGAAAUGAUUAAUAAUUAAGUACCUCCUACUACCAAUUAAGUAAGCAACAUUGACUUGAAAUUCAAUAAUAGCCCCUAGGGAAGGAAGGAAGAACAGGAGCUGAACUGAAGCAGGUGAAGCAGAAGCAUAUGGGUGUUCUGUCUUACUGGAAACAUGCCAGGGUUCUGCAGCAUUACCCAGCGGUCACCUAGCAGCACAAGCCAAACCAUUCAUAUCCAGUUAUAACUUAAUUAUAAAUUGCUCUUCUAAGGGUGUUUUGAAUUUACAAUUAAUUAUUCUUACAUUUCAUGGUAUUAGCAGUUUGCUAGUAUCAUGAAUGUGUAAACUGAGUGCCCCCUUCUGUUUCUCCUGGGAACAAUGGCUGAAGCUUAUUUUACUGAAGCAGGAAGCCUCUUUUGAAGCUUUCCUGCUCAGUUCUUUCACUCAGCGUUUUCACUCAGUAAUAGUAUAGUUUUUGCCUGGAAGAUUUCUAGUCUUUUUUGACUAUUCAUAUUUACUAAACCAGUUCUCAGAAUAUGCAAGAACGCUAGUAGCAGGAUGAAUAACCAAAAUAUAUUGCGGCACAGGCCUACAGCAGCUGAUUACAUCCAAGGCAAAGUAGGUUGAUCCAUGGCUCUAAACUUCAGCCUGCAGAUUUGAGCCAUUAGGCCAAGGAUUACAGAUCACAAUGCUAGACAAAGAUAAAUACACCAAAGAGAAGGGUUUGAGCACUAGUGAUUAAACUAUUGGGUGCCAGAGCUUGCUUUUGAUUCCACCUUGUUGCCUCAUCUAACUGUAAUACUGGUUGCUUGUCUUUUAACCAAGGCUUAAGGUCCCCAUACGCGUCGAGAUUUGCUCGCUUGGCAAGAUCGCUAAGCGAGCGGAUCUUCACCCGAUAUCCCCACCUACGGCCCCCAAUCCGACUGAAUUUUCUAACCUGGCCAAUCGAUAUCUGCCCAAUUUCAGGCCAGAUAUCGGUUGGGUAGGCCCCUCGUUUCUGCCCCUACACGGGCCGAUAAGCUGCCGAAUCAGUCCAAGGGACCGUUAUUGGCAGCUACAAUCGGCCUUCGGGGACCUUAAGUUGCCUCCGCCAGCCAUAAAACCUGAAUUUGCACUUUUAUUUGUUAUAGUGUACAGUGUAGUGUACAUGGACACUGACUGCACAGGUGUACAAGGCCUGUUGCCUGUGUUAACAAGCAUGUACACCUAUUAGCAGCUGCUCUUCUUAGUAUAUGUCACUGCUGCUACAGGUUUUGCUGUGAAUAUGAGCCAUUUGCCUCAGGAGACAAUGAUAUAUAUCAGUAGAUCGGUUAGCCUGGCCCAUAUGUAUUCAGUUUGACUACUGAAAGAAGUGUCUUGCCAAAAUAAAAGCUAGCAAUUCAAUGCAAUCACAUAGGCAGGGGUUGUACAUGACUUUCGCUUUCAGCAGCUAAAGGGAUUUGGGAAGGUCAAAAGACCUUUUUUUUUUAAUGCAUAUUUCUAAUAUUGUUUCUCUCUCUCUCUCUCUCUCUCUCUUUAUAUAUAUAUAUAUAUAUAUAUAUAUAUAUAUACAUAUAUAUAUACAAGCUGUACAGAGAUAAUAAUUUUAUGUAUAUGGAAAAAGAGCUAUAUUUUGUAUGAAGGACCCAGCAGUAUUCUCCAUAUCUAGUUGUGAUGCAAUGGUUGGAGCAAAUUUGCUACUUCUUUUUUUUUUUAUUUGUCACAUUCUAUGUAAAAAGGUGUUAUUAUUGGAAACCCAUUCUGCUUACAGGACUUUGCCUUUAGGGCUGACCAGAUCGGGGGUGGGGGGCAUAUUAUUCCUAAAUACUAAAAUAGUGCAGGGCUCUAAAAAUAACAGUACCCUAUUUUUGUACCUUUAAAAAUGGCCUUGCGUAUAAAAUUUCUGAACAGAAGUUAUAGGGCUCAUUUGCAAACCUGGAGGGGAAGGGUGCAAGUGCAAGAACACUAAGGGAAGCAAGUCAUAGGAUUCACAGAGGGACACAGUUAUAGGAUUCUAAGCUAUCUGUUUAAGGUGCUUCCCUGAAUCGCUAGUGAUUGUUUUAAAGCCUGAGAAAGGGUUAAAGGGACAGUGGCUAUAUAUAUUGGUCUGUUUUGGCCAUCACAAGAAGAUUUCACACCGCUGACUGGCUGUUUUUUAUGGUAAAAAGGAAAGGCCAAGACAAGCCCAUUUGUACCAGGAAACUUACAUUAAAAAAAGUGCCUAUAAACUAUAUUACUGGCUGACUAAAUACCCAAUUUUCCAGAAAAUAUAAUUAUAUAAAUAAGAAAAAUUAUAAUUUGACGUCAGGUCCCCUUUAAAAUAUCUAUAAUUGACGGAAAAGGACAUGUGCAAGAUAACUGAAUUUAUUGACAUGACUAUUUGUGUAUACAUAUAUAUAACAGCUGCUUUUGGUGUUACCAGCACAGCCUGGAAUUUACAAUAUACAGUUAUAAUAAACUUUGGCUAUUGAUUUCCAAAGAUUACCCCCUAAUUUAAUGAAUAUUAAUCUAUUUGAGUGAAAUAAGAACCAGCUCAGGUCUUCCAUGACAGUUAGCUGAUUGGAGGUUUCCUCAGUGCUCGUAGGUAACAUUCACCUUACAGAGACCGCUCUCCGCGCUCUGCUCUUACCCUAUGGGACUUUAGAAGACAUUAUGUAUUAUAAACACUAUGUAUUUUAUUUUCUGUACAUUAUUUUUGAGGACUGCUGCUUUUUCUUGAUUCUAUUGUUGUAAAUAUGUUUUUAAUUUUUUGCUUACUUCCUGUAGUGUCGUUUUAUAUCUUGUUGAAGCAGUAGGAAUCAUUUGCUCACUAUGCAUAGAGCUCAGGAAAAGACCAAUGGCGAUGGGAUAAUGAUCCAGUUCCAGUUUCUGUCAAGAUAUUUAACAGGACUGGAUCACUUUGUAGUAAGGUCGCCUGUGUAUCAUGUUAAUCUUCAGACCUGGCCUGUGCCAGACAAGGCAUAUUAAGUGUAGCACAGUAGCUGGUGCCAUUCCUGAUGCCAUUAAACUACUUGCUCAUUCUGGUGAGACACAUAGAUUAUUCAGCAACAGCUAGAAUGGUCCAUUCUAUACUAUUCAACAUUGUUACCAGUGCUGGGUCCGGGGUCUACUAUGCUACUUUUUGUAGAUAAGCCAAUCUUGGAGGAUCAGACAAAUGUUCAUUGCUUUUCGGUUUACAUUUUAAUUAAUCAACUGAUUUUAGCACUUCUUUAGAUGCCCACCUUCCACCCACAUGCCCUUUCUAUCCUGCCUGCUCACAUGGCAUCUUGAACACUGGCUAUAUUAAGGUACUUCUUUCACGUUUGCUGACUUCUACUGGUGGUUGGUCCUGGUGUUGUUUUCUGUUAGAAGAGGCAAGUCUGGGACCAGAGGUGGGCCUAGCCAUCUGCGCUCCCUAGACAACCCAACCAGCCUGGAAUGGCAUGCAUUCACAAGCGAUGGAGGAGGACUAGAGGUAGGCAAAAUAGAUACCUGUGCCCUAGGCAAGUGCCUCUACUGCCUACCCCUAGUUCCAGCCUUGUCUGGGACACAGAGGUUCAUCAAAACCUAACAACAAGCAGGGGAAAGGAAGAGUUCUGUGGGGUUCAGCAUUGUUUGUGUCAUUGUUUGUUGUCAUUGAGCUAAUAUAAAUGGGGCUCCUAACAGAAUGCCAGCUAUCUUAAUAUCCAAUCUGCUUUGCUUUCAAAGCUUUACAGUAUUACACAGCAUACAUGAAGUAUUUACCCUUUUAUAGCUAAUGGCACAUGUAGCAUUUGCUUUGUCAAGGCUUUUCCAGUGGUGCCAGGUGGUUUCCAUUCAUGUCAGUGGUAGGCAGUGACAGGCAUACUGUAGGAUGGGUGGAAGUUCAGCUUGGUUGCUACAACUUACUCCUCUGCGUGAGGAACACCUGCAGAUCAGUGUAGAACUUCGAUUGGCGCUUUAGGUUAGUGAUUCAGAGGCUUGCUAGUAGAAUCUCAUGAUGCAUAAGCUCCUGUAAAUUAAUUAGACUCAUGCAGCUUCCUUCCCAUCCAAAUGGACUUUACCAAAUAUGCCAUAUGCAAUACAUUUGCUGGCCAAACCCUUUUCAUAGUUUUAGGCCACUUACACAGCUCAGUCACAGCUGCUUUGUGAACAGCUGGUAGACAAACCAUUUGUCCUUGGGGCCCCAAGCAUCAGAUGGGGACUCUAAGACAAAAAUGAGGCUUCUUGUCUACUUCUGGGUUAGUGUAGAAUUAGUCCUCCAAAAUAAUAUAUCUAUCCAUGAAAUUAUGUUGCACUACUGUGUAGGUAAAAUUCCUCCCUUUCAUGUUGGAAGGGUGGGAGUCCUGCAAUUACACAGGACCAGAUUUAGUCAAGUGCUCAGUUAGAUGAGUUCUGCCAUCCAGCAUGGAAAGCAUUAGCUUGUAAGGUGCCUUAGAAUGUAGUAACUGUUGGCUAUCCAUAUUUCUCUUCCGCACCCAUGCCCAAUGUCUCAGGCAGCCUGUUGGUUCUUAUAAUAUGAAGCCAUUACCAUGUGAUCCUAGUGAGGAUCUAUGUCUUCCUUUAGGAAUAUACCUCUUUACCAUAACACAGGAAGCUCCAUGCUUUUGCACUGUGAUCAUCUGUUAAAUGCACAAAAAAUGGCAAUAAUACCAAUAAAAUACUUGAUUUUUGGAAA